GCGUGGUGACGCUGUGGCUGCGGUCCACCGCCAAAUUCAAACAGCGGUUGGUGAAAAGAAGCAACAGCAACAGGCAGCUGAAAAAGAGAAGAUACUCGAUUCACACACAAUUGAUACUUUUAAGGUCAGUUCAGUCAGCAUGGCGUCUUCAGUGAUGGAUGGAGUUGGUAAAGCUGUGGUGGGAGUCUGGCGGGCACAUACGGUCCUGGAUGAGUCUGAUGAAGCAGAGAGCUCCCCAGAAGCCCCCGAUCGUUUCCGCAAGCUUCGCUCCUCGUCAUCACUCAACUCUCUGCGAAUGUCUUUGCGGAAGCGUCUCCCUCUCCGUUCCGUCCAGGCCAACUCCCUUCCUGAAAAUCCGACUUGGGAGACCGUGAAGGAGCAACCAAAACCAAGUGCAGUCCGCAAACUUACCCGCAAUGCUCGGAACUCCAUCACUGGAGUGUAUCAGAGGUUGCAGAGAACCAGAGAGUUUUCGCGUGAGGAGUGUUUGGUUGCGACCCCAGGUCGGACGUGUGACGGGGAAGAAGCUGGUGCAUCAACUUCUCGCACACCGAGAUGCACGCCUGGCCGAAAUGCAACACCUAGACGCACCCCCAAAGCAGCUGCCACACCCAGGCGUACCCCAGGCUCUAGAGGGAGAAGGACUCCUGAGGCUGGUGUUCGCGGAGUGAAAACAGGAGGUGGCAGGAGGCAGCUGGUCCGCAUGGCUGCAUUACGAAGUCCCUUUGCGUCCCCCAACACACAGAACCAGAGGCUGAAGUUUGACCAAGAUCUGGAGUCAGUUUCAAGUGGACUCAAGAGGCUCAAACAUCUGUCCAGGGCCUUGGAUGGCAUCAUAGGCAGAGACAACAGAACCGGUACAAGGGAACAUUUGGGAGGAGCGAUGAUGAGAAAGCUGGACCCCAGCGGUAAACUCAGCUGCUCAAACCUGUCACGUCGAGCCGCGCACGUCUCAGACACACUGGGAGGUUGGGCCCACACAGCUGUAAACACUAUCCGCAAACCCAACUGAGCUACAUGCAUGCGUGUGUGUGUGUGUAAAACAAAGGACCUUUGCAGCCAUGUUUCAUAUUUAGCAUUACUGAGGUGUCACUGUUACAUUUAGUAUUGUCAUGAUACCAAGAGACUGUUACAUGGCAACUCGUCUUGUGUAUUAUGCAGCGUCCAAGUAAAUUUUUUGUUUGUUUACACAUCUCAGGUUAGCUAGUUGUGGGUAAAAUAUCCUCAUUGUAGCCACCAAAGGGAUAUUUCUAUUGUGAUGUAUGUACCUAUUAUAGCUGCUACAACCAAAUGUCUUAGUUACAUUUUCAAAAUACUAAUAUUGUAGUUUGUAUUCUCACUUUCUGUAUAGAAACUUAAUCUAGUUUCUAAAAUUAACUUUGAAGUAAAUGCUGCACAAGACCAAAAGUGUAUCUGCAGAACUAACACUAAAUUUACAGACAAAGGGAGAUGCACCCCCCUCUACUUUAUAUGUAUGCAAUAAUGUUACUAACAUUUGUUACCUUUUUUAAAAAAAUAUCAUUUGAUUAUGCCAAAUUAUAAAGUGUAUUUUCUAUGAAAGGGGACUUUUUAUAUACAGUAGCUUAGGCAGUUUUUGAAUGGGUUAUUAGAAUGUAUUUCUUCAUAUCUUUCCUUGAGACAGAGGUGGGCACUUGUAAUGGCCUGUGGAUGAUUCAUGCAUCUAUACUGUACAUAUAAAUCAUUUGAUAAUGUGAUGGGGAAGAUGUAAUGGCUCAUUACCUGAUGACGACGUCGAUGAUGACGUUAUAAAGCCAUAUCAAGCAGGUUAUUAGUGUAGUGACUGUCUAGCAAACAGCGUCAAAUGAAGCGAAACACUCUCCUCUCUGCCAUUGCCAUGUAUUUGUAACCUCUUUUUUUCUGCAGUAAUGAGAAGAAGGGAGAUAUUGUGUCUAAAUGUGAAAAAUAGUAAUCCAUACAAUAAAACCUAUAAGCUUCAACAAC
Molecule: messenger RNA, 1962 nt
Organism: Thunnus maccoyii (southern bluefin tuna)
Lineage: Eukaryota; Metazoa; Chordata; Actinopteri; Scombriformes; Scombridae
Exons: 5
Coding region: 140-1012 (290 amino acids)
Source: RefSeq, a predicted model, not a curated record